This is a messenger RNA of Caenorhabditis remanei, 561 nucleotides long. RefSeq lists its product as uncharacterized. Gene Ontology annotation, cellular component: membrane. Bases 1 to 561 code for a protein of 186 amino acids. NCBI's taxonomy places the organism in Eukaryota, Metazoa, Nematoda, Chromadorea, Rhabditida, Rhabditidae. The record is from RefSeq and is a predicted model, not a curated record. The transcript has 4 exons.
AUGUCGUCGCCAAAUGAAAACAUGCAAAUUAUGAAUGGCGUGGAACUUCCACCAUUCAGGAAUUUCCACGAGUUCCUGUUGGAAACCAAUCGAUAUGAGCGUCCACCAUUCAACGAUUUCCAAAAAUGGAACAACCGAAUAAUCUCGAAUCUUCUGUACUUUCAAACCAACUAUUUCGUCACAAUCAUCACUAUUUUCCUCCUUCAAACACUCUACAGUUCACAGGACAUUUUCAUCGGACUGAUUGCUGUUGUCGCUGUGAUUGCAACACUCAUCUUUGCUGUCUCCGUUGAUGCCAAUAUCAAGAAGAUGCGCACCGAUCAUCCACUGGUCACUUUGGGAGGAAUCAUCUUCGUCGCCUACUUUUUCAUCUCUGUCUUCUCAUCGGUUCUCGUCGUCACAUUCGCAUUGUUGUUCCCAAUAUUCUUCGUUCUCGGCCACGCUUCUCUCCGUCUUCGCGGUAUUGCCAAUCGUGCUGCCAACGUGAAAGAGCAACUGGGAAUCCGUACAUCCGUAAUGGGACAACUUCUCGAUCGAACUGGGCUCAAUGUAAAAAUGUAA